Molecule: messenger RNA, 1830 nt
Organism: Corylus avellana
Lineage: Eukaryota; Viridiplantae; Streptophyta; Magnoliopsida; Fagales; Betulaceae
Source: RefSeq, a predicted model, not a curated record
AUGGCUGAGGAGAGCAUUGAGACUCCACCAACUCCAAAAAGAACAGAGGGUGGACGCAGCCAUGAAAGGAGGAGUGAGACUCCACCAAUUACUCCCAAAAAGAUAGUGGCUGGACGCGGCCAUGAAAGGAGGGGUUCUACUGGAAUGUUAGAUAGCCCACGCAGUAGUACUGGAUCAUCAGCAAAGAUUCCUUCUCGUUAUCUCCAAACUUCACCAUCUUCCUGUCAUGAUUUGUGCAAAUAUGGAACCAAACAUGGUGUUGAAGCAGCCAAGCCAAGGGAUUCAUUUCGAAAGAUGGUUACAUCUAAGGGAGGUAAAAUGGAGCUUCUUGAUCAAAAUUCUGUUGCUUCAACUGAGAGGAAGAACAAAUUAGCAAUCAGUACUCCUAAGGCUUCUUCAGAUUCCAGGAUCCUGCAGAAACCCAGUAGCCCUGUUGUCAUCAAGGAAGAAGUUUCAUCCUCAACAAAAGAAAUAGAUGUUUCUGUGGAAAAUGCUGGCGAUCUAAAGCUGAAGUCUGUGCAAUCAAAGCCAUUUUCAAGUAUUCAAAGGAACAAUGAAAUCAGAAUAAGCAGGGAAUCACCAGGAUCAGGUUCAGAUAGCCCAAGAAAAGGCAGAGAGUUGAGAACCUCCAAAAAUAUGGGUGAGAAAAAGGCUUGCUUGCACACCAAGCAUUCUACCAAAAAGGUUUCAAGCAUGAACACUAAGAAUGAAAACAAUGUUGUAAAAAUCGAACCAAAGCAACCAAGCAAUGAUGUUGUUCUGGAGAAGACUUUGUACAUUAUUGAAGCAAGUAGUACUGAUCAGAGCAAAGGUAUCCAUAGCUCUGCUUCACUUCCAUCUUCUGAACAGAAUAGCUUGACACGCACGGGAUCGGGAUUUAUUGCAGCACCUCCAUUCUCUUCUCUGUCUCUUGGGAAGAAAAGCUCGAGGCAUACAGGUUCUGGAAGUGCUAGAUCAUCCUUAUCUUUAUCAUCAUCUUCCUUUUCCCCAUGUGAGCCUUCCCACAGCAAAGAAAAUGGUGUGGAAAAGUUAGCAAAUGCAGAGAUGGAAUACAAGAGUAGGCCUAGAAAGGGUGGAAAAGUUAGCUUGGACUUCAAGGCUUCCCCAUCACGAAAGCUGAAAUUUAAGAGAGCAAAGGUGGUUGAUCUUCAACUUCAUUCUGAUCAGGACAAUGCUCCAAGGAGACUCAAAUUUAAGAGAUCAGUGAGAUUGGUUGGUGAGAGCCAGAAUGGUAAAGUCAAUACCAGAAAAAGUACAAAAAGGAGAAACUAUGGGAGGAAGGAAAUUGGUGACAUUGAGAAUGGUGGUAAAAUGAAAUCCGAGAAAGUUGUUCUCAAACACCAAAAUGUGGAAAGAAAACAGAAAGAUGGUCGGAGUCUAUAUAAUAAUGUGAUCGAAGAGACAGCAAGAAAGCUUGUUGUGAGCAGGAAAAGUAAGGUGAAAGCUUUGGUUGGUGCUUUUGAAACUGUUAUAUCUCUUCAGGAUACCAGAGUACCCUCAGUGACAACUAUAGCAUGUUGAGUUACAAAAGCUCUGAUAUUCAUUGAAAAAAUGCUACUGAAUUUGUAUAUAGUAAUGGUGAGAAAGACAAGAUUUUCUGUAGGCGGCAUAUGGGUGUGAGCACAAGAUCUUUUAUGUCAAGUUGCAAUGGCAUAAAUGGGGAGAGAUUCAACUGAUCAUUGAGAAAGGUGUUUGAAAGAGAGAGAAGCUGCUUUUUAUUGUGUGUGCUGCUCAAGAGUGAUCUGCUCAUUUCUGUUCCAUAUUCUUCUGCUUGGGGUGUUUGAUUUCUGUUUUUACUUUGUUAUUUGGAAAACUUGUGGGCAUGGCAGG